Molecule: messenger RNA, 713 nt
Organism: Radiomyces spectabilis
Lineage: Eukaryota; Fungi; Mucoromycota; Mucoromycetes; Mucorales; Radiomycetaceae
Exons: 1
Coding region: 167-493 (108 amino acids)
Source: RefSeq, a predicted model, not a curated record
UCGUUGCUGUCCCCGUCUUUUUUCAACUUUCUUUUCCUUUGCCAGCGUUUGACAACACAAUCCAUCAAAAAUUCUUCGUGCUCUUCUCGUUAAAAGAAAAAAGAGCGACCCCAUUUUCGUGGGUUUGGUCACGAAUCAUAAACUAGAAAAUAGCAUUUGUCACUAUAUGCCCAAAAUGGAUGUCAUAAAGGGUCAAAAACGAUCAAUGGUCUUUCUUAUAUAUAUGCAGAUGCAAUCGAAACAGCGAACUAUGCAUCCCACGAGAAAACCCUUUUACUACUGUUUUCAAGGAUCAUUUUUGCCACGUAAAUACAACAAAGGGUAUCUGCGGGUGAAACCGGUAAGACAGAAUAAGCACAGCAGGCCAAAGAGCACGACAAUUGACAAUAAAAUGCGAUCCACCGUAGCGUCAAAGCUGAAUAUCAUGACUGUUGGCACCCACACUCAUGGCCAAAACACUGUAGAAAAGAAAAAGAGUCCCUUCAUCUCCUGAGAUCUAAUCAUGACUGCCGGUUGCUGCAGCUGCCACGAUGUUUUGCGUAUUGCCAUUUGGGCUUCACGGGUUCAACAACAAGCUCCUAGACACAACAGCAGCCGCAUACAAUCACUCCAUAAGCCGCGCCAAUACACCUCAUCUUGACCAUGUCGGAGCCUUUGGGGUCAUGGCGCCAUUAUGCAUGUGAAGUUUGCGCAGUAGGAAUAUUUUCCCAAUU